UGACUGACAUGAAGUCUGAUUUGUAGGCCCGAGAAAUGGUGGAAAUCAUAACAAGAGAAUUUAUACAGAUGUCCAGGACAGCUGAAGAGAUGGAGCUGGAGCGGGCGAAGACGCAGCUGAAGUCCAUGCUGAUGAUGAACCUGGAGUCUCGGCCUGUCAUCUUCGAGGAUGUGGGGAGACAGGUGCUGGCCACUGGGAAGAGGAAACUGCCUCGUGAGCUCUGUGACCUCAUCAGUAAAGUGACAGCAAGUGACAUCAAGAGGGUGACUGCCAAAAUGCUCCGCAGCAAGCCAGCAGUGGCAGCCUUGGGGGAUCUUACAGAGCUACCCACAUAUGAUCAUAUCCAGGCGGCAUUGUCUAGUAAAGAGGGGCGUUUGCCCAGAACAUACAGGCUCUUCCGGUAGAAGACAACCGCAUGGUGCAGGAUUGUGCAACACAAACUGAAACGUGGGUAGUUUCUUAAAGGAACCCUUUCCAAGAAAUGAUUCAUAGUGUGUAAAUACAUUGGGCUAAACGGUGCCACUACUGUCUUCAACAGGAAAUGGUCUAAAACGGUUUUACAUUAAGCCUUUGACUAUGACUGGUAUGCAACGCCAGAAACGGCACACAGGUAGUAAAUUGUUCAGAUACUACAGAGACAGUUUCAGGUGUGCAUUUAUUUAGGAUACAGAUGUGUUAUUUUUUUAUUUUAUUUUUCCCUGGCAAUUAUUUUAUUUAACUGUAGAGCUGGUCUUUUGUUUUUGUGUUUAGUGUGAUGUGAGAUUUAGUUUAACUCUCUAAAGUGCCAGCCUUAUGGCCUUUUAAAUCUUUAAAAAGGAGAGAAUGAAUUUAUGUAGACUUUUAAACAAGCAUGUGUGCUGCAUGUGAACAGAUUGAGGGAAAAGUCUAUUCCACUGGCUAACCUGGUUCAAAAUAAGGUUGUAUUGUUCCUCUCAACCACUUUGCUGUUCUCUGUGUUUCAGCAGUAGUGGCUAUAAAGAGUUACUUAUUUAUUGG
Polyodon spathula (Mississippi paddlefish) is the source of this 996-nucleotide messenger RNA. RefSeq names its product mitochondrial-processing peptidase subunit alpha-like. Gene Ontology annotation, cellular component: mitochondrion. The transcript is spliced from 3 exons. The record is from RefSeq and is a predicted model, not a curated record. The coding region runs from base 36 to 404 and encodes 122 amino acids. Lineage: Eukaryota; Metazoa; Chordata; Actinopteri; Acipenseriformes; Polyodontidae. Gene Ontology annotation, molecular function: metal ion binding.